Messenger RNA from Entrophospora sp. SA101, 351 nucleotides. The record is from the annotation of a GenBank genome assembly. NCBI's taxonomy places the organism in Eukaryota, Fungi, Glomeromycota, Glomeromycetes, Entrophosporales, Entrophosporaceae.
AUGAAAGAUGAGUUGCCUUCACAAAAUUUUUUCAACAAUAGUGUUAAAUCAUUAUCUGAUAAUAACAGAUUUUAUUUGGAUAACAAUGCAAAAAGUUCAGAUGAAAUGAAUAGUAAUGUUGAAGAUGAUGUAGAAUAUUGGGUGAAAUUUGUUUCUAAUAUUAGCACUAGAGGAAAUGAUUAUAUUUCAAUGGAUUUAAUUAAAGAAUUAAAGGAAAAUAAAAAUCAUCUCAUUAAAAUUUCAAACCAAAAUGAAAAAAUAAUAAAAUUACUCCAAGAACAAAAGGAUGUCAUCAAUUCUUUGAAAAAUGAACAAAUUCCUUCAAAGAAACAUCCUUCUUGUUGGAUUGAU